GUCACAUUCCGUCCACCACCAACAAAUACCUGACAUGCCGUGCUACAACUUCAAGAGCAUCACGGUAGUACCAUCAUCCAAAGACUUUAUUGACAUCGUCUUGUCGAAAACUCAAAGGAAAACUCCGACUGUUAUUCAUCCGCAAUAUGCAAUCGGACGUAUUAGACAUUUUUAUAUGCGUAAAGUCAAAACGUGUCAGCAGUUUUACCAUGAUAAACUUCAAACAAUUCUCACAGAAUUCCCUAAAGUGGAGAAUAUACAUCCAUUCUAUGCAGAUCUCAUAAACGUUUUAUAUUCCAAAGAUCACUACAAACUUGCAUUAAGUCAGCUUAAUACUGCCAAGAAUUUGAUUGAUGGCAUCGGUCGAGACCAGGUGAAGAUAUUAAAGUAUGCAGAAUCCCUAUAUCAAUGUAAAACACUCAAACGAGCUGCUCUAGGAAGGCAAGUUAAAUAAAUUACAAUUAACCAAAGGUUAGGAUGUGUACAGUAAUCAAGAGACAAGCAGAUAACUUGAAAUUCUUGGAAGAUACACGACAACACAUGUCUAGGUUACCAAGCAUUGAUCCGGAUACUCGCACUAUCAUUCUAUGUGGUUUCCCGAAUGUUGGAAAGUCGAGCUUUAUAAAUAAGAUAACUCGAGCUGAUGUAGAUGUUCAGCCGUUUCCGUUUACAACUAAAUCUUUAUUUGUUGGACACACGGAUUAUAAAAAUUUACGAUGGCAAGUAAUUGAUACACCUGGUGUAUUAAAUAGACCCUUGGACGAACAUAACACGAUCGAAAUGCUGUCCAUUACAGCACUUGCACAUCUACAGGCUGCUGUAAUAUAUAUCAUGGAUUUGUCUGAACAGUGUGGAUAUACUAUACAACAACAAUUAACGCUAUUCCAAAACUUGAGACCUCUUUUCCGUAACAAACCUCUUGUAAUAGCCGCUAAUAAAGUUGAUAUCAAACCAUUUGAAGCACUAUCUGAGGAAGAUAAACAAUCAAUUAAUAGUAUUGUUCAGUGGCAUACUGAUAGACAGAUCAGAGAUCCGGAUCGACCAAUCUUUGUAGAAAUGUCCACUGUCACUGAAGUUGGUUUAGUAACUGUUCGUUCAGUUGCAUGUGAUGACUUGUUAGCUCAACGUGUACAAGCAAAAAUUCGAGCUGCCGCUCUGCCAGGCAGUAAUGUUGAUAUCUCUAAUCGACUGUAUAUAGCUAAACCGAAACCAGACGGAAACAAGACAGACGCACCAUCUCGUCCACCGAUAAUCCCCGACGGUGUUCUAGAUAAACAAAGGAGACGUAUGCUAAAACGUCUUCGUAUUGCUAAUUCACUCCAACCUAGCUCGCAACUUGAAGACGAAGAUGAAGACUCAUCGAAACGUUGUCGAACCGUGCGUGAUCGUGAACCAGAAGCUGAUCCUGAUGAAGGCUUCAUAUUGAAUUUAAGAGAGCAUUGGCGUAUAAAAUGUCCUGAAGAGGCAAAUGAUAUAAUCCCUGAGAUUUUGAAUGGACAUAACUUGAUCGACCUAUUCGAUCCUGAAAUUGAGGAGAAACUAAAUGCUUUGGAAGAACAAGAGGCUGCUUUCGAAAAUGCUGGGUUUUACGAUGAAUCUGAAUUACUGAAGCAAGAAAAUGACCCAGAAAUGAAAAAAAUCAGAGAAACCGCAGCGAAGAUAAGAGAGGCACGAGCAUUGCGUGUUUUGGAAUCACGAGCUCGUAAGCAAGUACGUAGACCUCAAGUACCUCGAAGCGCCCGUUCAGUCAGUGUACAUAAAAUACAUCAAGAGCUGGGUGAGCUUGGUUUAGAAGUGGAUAUGCAUGAGCAAGGCGAACGUGGUCGUUCACUAAAGAGAGCUGCUAGAGCACGGAACUCAGCACCAAAUCUGCACCGUGAGGCUUCAAUUGCACGUGCAUCUGUAUCGCGAUCUAGAUCCGGUUUACGUGAUGAAAAAAUGCAUGAUACCGUUAAACGCAUGUCCAAAAUUGCUCAACGUAAGGUUGUAACAUUAGCACGGAAAGGAGAAGGAGAUCGUCAUAUUCCAACACUAAAACCAAAACAUCUGUUUUCAGGCAAACGAGGGACUGGGAAAACUGAUCGUCGUUAAUUUAUUCCUUUUGAGUGAUUUUAUAACAAUAAGAUAUUUUUUUUAAAAAUCACUGGUUUGUUUUUAGAACAAUUUGUACGCAUAUGAUAAAUAUAAUAUCAUGGUUUUCAAUGCAAGGAUAAAAUUUACCGUGUUGACAAAACAAAAAUCUGAUUUCCACGCAUUUGACCUCUGUAAUCGCUUAUAAGUUUUUAAACGUUAUCUCAUCUAAAAGUUUGGUGUAAUGAUUAACAGUUCCACCGCGAGCUGCAUUCCAAACACCAAUUUCUCCUGACGGUUUAUAAACCAUUGAAAGACCACAUAUAGGUUCACAAUUCACUCCAGUAAGCUCCAGACUAGUAGGGAUUUGUGCAUCACUAUGUGCUGUUGCUGGAUCAUACGGAUAAACAAGAGUUCGUCCGUCAUUUCGGCUAACAACAAGCAAUAGAUAUUGACAAUUAGGUCGCCUACAUACACGUAUUUGUUGAACAGCUCCUUUUUCAUCUAUUUCAAAGAAUUAAAUAAAUAUUCAAUGUCACAGCAUUAUGAAAUUUUAGGAUUAAAUAUUACUGGCAAUUAUUGUUAUUCUACUCAGGUUUUUUUUUGACGUAAUUCAAUUUCAAAAAGGUUGAUAAUUAAGAUAUCAAUGAAUUUCUCAAAUAUCAACUUACGAGUUAACUGCCAUAACGGUUGUUUUGUUUGACGUAUAUCCCAUGAGGCAAGUUCUCCUUGCUGGCCACCGGCAAAAAUUCCAUAGUCCAUAAAGCUAGAAACACAACUUCUAGGUACCUUGAUGAAUUGAAUUUCUUUUGAAAAUGGUAUCGGUAUAUCUUCAGGAAAAGCACAUGCCUCGACCGAUCCACUGGCACUCGGUAACGUACACUGAGCAACACAGCCUUUCUGACGAGCACCCAGCUCAUAUAAACGAACUGAUGCAUUAGUACCAGUCCCAACAGCAAUCAGGGCAUCCGAUGUAGCAACUUCUUGGGCUGUUGUUGAAGAUGUCUCUUGAACUGUUAAGAAAUAAAUCAACAGGUAAACAAUGCAGUUGAAUUCAGAUGUAUUCUUAUAUACCGCUAGGAAUUGACUAUAUAUGUGUAUCAGGGGAAGCACAAAAUAUAGUGGACAGCUUGGAUGCAACUAGACGAUUUGGACUUCUAUCACAUACGCAACAACAAAUGUAAGUGAAGACAGCCUGUGGAGCAGUAGUCCUCAACAUACACAAGGAAAAGGCCAGAUCUUCAGAUACUACACAGCGAACACAAUCACACUUGAUGGAGAAGCUUUAGAAGAGGAGUAAAGGUAUGCGUACCUGGAAAUCAUCGAUAAACAAGGAGGACCCGGUGCAGACGUAAAUGCAAGGGUCGCAUUCCUACAGUUGAAGAACAUAUGGAACUCAAAACAACUGUCAGCUAAUAUCAAAGUUAGGAUCUUCAAUAUGAACGUCAAGAGUUUUACUGUACGGAAAUGAGUCGUAGAUUACUACAGCUAUGACCAAAAAGGUGCAAGUAUUUAUAAACAGUUGUCUGCGCAAGAUACUCAAUAUCCGUUGACCGGAUACCAUCAGUAACAGCCUACUGUAGGAGAGAACAAGCCAGCUUCAACCUGAAGAGGAAGUUAGGGAAACACGUUCGAGGUAGAUAGGACAUGCAUUACGGAAAUCAUGAAACUUUACCACGAGGCAGACGCUAACUUGAAAUCCCGAAGGGAUACGGAAAAAAAGAAGGCCAAGGAACACACAACGUCGAGAAUCGAAAGCAGAUAUGAAAAUGACGAAUCGCAACUGGAAAGGAUACUUUAGUCUGACAUAUAUGUAUGAUGAGGAAUAGUGAUGCACAACAUAAAUGUGAAAUAUAUUUUGCUAUUAGAAUAUUUGCUGUCUUUAGUCAAAAGGUUUUUAAUAUUACAAUAUAAUUAAAAUAAACAACCCAUAACUUGCCUUCAUACCAGGAAUCUGGGUUGAUGAGAUCAGCUGUUUGAAUCGGUAAACUAGGAUGUUUUCGGAUUGCUAAACAUGUUAUUUCUUCGAGAACCGUUGAAGAAACAGUAUGUGGCUUAACAGCACUAAGGGUUACUGGGAUUGCUGAUAUACAAGUCUAAAUGGAAUAAGUAAGAAUAUAAAAAUCCCAAAGUAACAGGGCCAACGCAAUAGAAUUAAUAUGUUUAACUUCCUAAUUUCAGAAGUUUAACUGUUUUGAAAUUGUCUUUUUGAAUCUAAGCAGAAUUGAACGUUUAUUUUCGGAUUAAUUACAUCCAUUUUAAAAUUUCUGUUCGAAAAAACCAGAGGUUUGACCAUUUGCUAGUUGCUUUAUAGUUGUAUACAAACUAAAAGAUGAUAACUUGCAAUAAUGUCAAUAUACCUUGAUAAUUAAGUAAAUUUCUAUGCAUCCAACUUUGUAACACUUGUAUGAGGAUUAGCGAUAAAGUAAACUCUAAAUCGGUCUAGGUGAAACACAAUUUGUAGCCAAUGAGUUAUCAUCAACAUAGAAUUUUCAUUUAUUUAUUUGAACACAUGAAUAUUGGUACAAGAGAGCGCCAAUAUAUAUGCGCCACACAAAACAAUGAGAAUUCG
Molecule: messenger RNA, 4642 nt
Organism: Schistosoma curassoni
Lineage: Eukaryota; Metazoa; Platyhelminthes; Trematoda; Strigeidida; Schistosomatidae
Source: the annotation of a GenBank genome assembly